CUGGAUUAAUCUCUGAUCCGAUUAUGUAUUUAAAUAACAUCAAUCUGUUGGAUCUUGUAUUGGUUUUAUUGUCUUGUUGCUGCUGGACGGGGGUGUUCGGGCAGCUCUCCUAUUCCAUAUCUGAGGAAGUAAUCCCGGGGACCUCUGUGGGGAAUAUUGCCAGAGAUCUGAACCUUGCUCUGCAUGAUCUGGAGCCUCGCAUGUUUCAAAUAGUCACAGGAGGAAAGAGAAGACACUUUGAGGUAAACCUGAAGACGGGUGUUCUCUUUGUCGCUGACAGAAUAGACAGAGAGGGGCUCUGCGCAAAAGCAGCCGCAUGCACAGUGAGCGUGGAGGCGGUGAUAAAAGCUCCUUUAAAGCUUUACCGUGUGGACAUUAAUAUUCUAGAUGUUAAUGACAACUAUCCAUCUUUUACUACCAAGUCUCAAAACAUCAAAAUAGCUGAAAGCACAUUGCCUGAGACUAAAUUUCUUGUGCUUUCAGCCUAUGAUGCCGAUGUGGGCAAAAACGACAUCAGCACCUACAAGCUGAGCGCAAAUGAUCAUUUCUCUUUAGCGGUGAACAAAGGGGAUAGGGUGUCCGCUGAGCUGAUCCUCCAGAAGCCUUUAGACCGAGAGACACAGCCCGUUAUCAGACUCAUACUGACUGCUGUGGAUGGAGGGACACCUCCAAAAUCAGGAACGUCACAGCUAAUUAUUAAUGUCUUGGAUGUGAAUGAUAACGUUCCGACAUUUGCUAAACCUUUGUAUAAAACAAGCCUUACUGAAAACACAGCCCUUGGGUCUUCAGUAAUAACUGUUGCUGCAACAGAUAAAGAUGAAGGACCCAACGCAGAGGUUACAUAUUCACUGAGCAGCAAAGACCAAGACCACAUUUUAGAUUUAUUCCAAAUGAACGAGCAGACAGGGUUAAUAACAGUCAAAGGGAACAUUGACUAUGAAGAGCAUCGUGCUUUUGAAAUCCGUGUUCAGGCCACAGACAGAGGCUUUCCACCAAUGAUGUCACAGUGCAAAGUACUGAUUGAAGUGGGGGACUUAAAUGACAAUGUUCCAGAAAUAACUGUAACUACGCUGAGUAGCACAAUAAAGGAGGAUGUAAAUAUAGGUACAGCUAUUGCACUAGUGUCAGUCCUGGACAAAGAUGGAGGGAAAAACGGAAUUGUACACUGCAGCAUUCAAAAUGAAAGUCCCUUCAAACUAGAAACAAAUUAUAAAAAUUAUUACACGUUGGUGGUGGACAGACAGCUAGACAGGGAGGCUGAUUUGCAACAUAACAUUACGAUCAUGGCAUCAGAUGAAGGAAUCCCAGCUUUGACUAGUUCACACGACUUCACUGUUUAUAUUUCAGAUGUAAAUGACAAUCCCCCUUUAUUUUCAGAUAAUCACAUUUAUGUUUAUUUAAAAGAGAACACUCCUGUUGGAACUGUUUUAAAAAAGAUAUUGGCAAAUGAUGCAGAUAUUGAUCAGAAUGCACAAGUCAGCUAUUCAAUUAUUGAAACUAGUAAUAAAAAUUUACCAUUAUUAACAAUGAUAAACAUCAACUCAGAGACAGGAGAUAUAAUCAGUCUGCAGAGUUUUAACUAUGAGGAGUUAAAAACAUUUCAGUUUAAAGUUCAGGCCACAGACUCUGGUGUUCCUCCACUCAGCAGCAACGUGACUGUAAAUGUUUUUAUCCUGGAUGAGAAUGACAACAGUCCAACUAUCCUGGCUCCUUAUUCUGAGCUCGGUUCUGUUAACAGUGAGACCAUCCCCUAUUCUGCUGAAGUGGGCUACUUUGUAGCCAGGGGCGGACUGGGACAAUAAUCCAGGCCGGGAAUUUUGAUACCAUCCCAGGCCACCACCACCUGAUUAACGCAAACCACCAAGACUGAGUUCAAUUGAGCGCACUUUGAAUGCAUGUUGUUUGCACACGUCUAAAAAGCCAUCCAUAAUUUCCCAUCUAUUCAUUUUCACUUAUUGACUAUUUAUAUGUAUUGGCUAUUCAUAUAACAAAAAAAAAGUUCUUAAUCUCAACGGAACUUUA
Messenger RNA from Nematolebias whitei (Rio pearlfish), 2022 nucleotides. RefSeq names its product protocadherin alpha-8-like. Gene Ontology annotation, molecular function: calcium ion binding. Gene Ontology annotation, cellular component: plasma membrane. Bases 24 to 1802 code for a protein of 592 amino acids. The record is from RefSeq and is a predicted model, not a curated record. Gene Ontology annotation, biological process: homophilic cell-cell adhesion. The transcript has 2 exons. Lineage: Eukaryota; Metazoa; Chordata; Actinopteri; Cyprinodontiformes; Rivulidae.